Molecule: messenger RNA, 700 nt
Organism: Rhodotorula graminis WP1
Lineage: Eukaryota; Fungi; Basidiomycota; Microbotryomycetes; Sporidiobolales; Sporidiobolaceae
Exons: 9
Coding region: 37-642 (201 amino acids)
Biological process (GO): vesicle-mediated transport
Cellular component (GO): membrane
Source: RefSeq, a predicted model, not a curated record
CGCGUACUCGCCUGCGUGCCACCCAGGACACGCACAAUGGCAGAAGCUAACUGGCGUCAGAACCUCCAAGGCUUCCGCUGGGCCUCGGGCGUCACCGAUGACUCGCAGCAGGCCUCGGAGCAGUCCCCCUUUGCCCGCUUCUCCCAGGCCCUCUCCGGCGGCAUCCCUCUCCGUUCAAACGAGCGCUCAAACGAGGAAGAAGCCUACUUUGCCCUGUCGCGCUGGGAGCGCUUCCUCGGCUUCCUCCUCUGCAUCGCCGGCGCCGCAGCGUGCUUCGCCGUGUCCUUCUUUAUCGGCCUCCCCAUGCUCGCCAUCAAGCCCCGCAAGUUUGCCGUCGCCUUCUCGCUCGGCAGCGUCCUCUUCAUGGUCGGCUUCUCGAUCCUCCAAGGCCCCCUCGCGCACGCCAAGCACAUCUUCUCGAGCGACCGCCUCCCAUUCACGGCCGCCUAUUUUGGCUCCCUCUUCCUCACGCUCUUCUUCGCCCUCGUCAAGCACUCGUACUUUGCGACCCUCAUCUGCGGCGCGGCGCAAUGCGUCGCCCUCGUCUUCUACUUCGUGUCGUACUUCCCCGGCGGGUUUCAGACGCUCUCGUUCGGCUCGAGGAUGGCUUUGCGCGGCGCGGGAUCGUUCCUCCCGGUAUGAGCACACGGUCGAGCACUUGUACAGUAGAUGGCUGCAGUCGGAACCGUUGUCCCCUUUC